GAAUUGUUUGUGACAUCCGGUGCUUUACCCGCUGGUGCUUUUAGCUUUACCCUCCGCCAAAGCUAAAAAUCCUUUGGAAUGCAUGAGAUUCCAGGCGUGCCGGUCGUCAUAAAACCCCGGCAAACCUUCUCCCUCCGCUAAUCUCUCGUCUUCUCCCCUUCCCUCCCUUCUCCGCUUCUCCGCUUCUCCACCUGCAUUUUCCUCUGUUUUCCUCUGUUUUCGAAACCCUAAACCUUUUCAUCUCAAUCAUUUCCAGCUUCACGCGGCUUGCUUUCAAACCCCCUUUUCCCGCUCUUCUUCUACUCACUAUUUGCUCUUUUCCCCUUUUUUGCUUUCCCCAUUUCUUCCUCUUUUUGCUCUGUUCUUACAGUCGGAAGGAACAGAGCAGCAGAGCCAUGGCUAAGCUUUUGCUUCUUGGGUUUCUCUUAUCAAUGGCUUUUACCAAAUGGGUUCAUGCCUUUUACCCAUUUAAUCUCUCUGAUUCAUCGCUCUUUGAUUCUUAUGAAGCUUCCUUUGCUGUCACCGCUACUCCUCUCAUGGUGCCUCUCACUCUCAUUCAUGGAGCUGAUGCAAAACGAGCAGUCUGUUUGGAUGGCACAUUGCCUGGAUAUCACUUGCACCGUGGAUAUGGGUCGGGAGCUAAUAGCUGGCUUGUGCAAUUGGAGGGGGGUGGAUGGUGUAAUAAUAGAAGGAAUUGUGUCUACCGGAAGAAUACGAGGCGUGGAUCGUCGAGAUUUAUGGAGAAGCAAAUACCAUUUACAGGAAUUCUGAGCAACAAAGCUGAAGAAAAUCCUGAUUUUUUUAACUGGAACAGAGUAAAGGUUCGUUACUGUGAUGGCGCCUCGUUCACUGGGGAUUCUGAGAACAAGGCUGAACAGUUGCAAUUUAGAGGACAGCGGAUUUGGUUGGCUGCAAUGGAAGAAUUGAGGGCCAAGGGAAUGCGAUUUGCGAAACAGGCCUUGCUUUCUGGCUGCUCGGCGGGAGGUUUGGCAUCGAUUCUACACUGUGAUGAGUUUCGAGGCUUGUUUCCUAGUAAUACUAAAGUGAAGUGUCUGAGUGAUGCUGGACUAUUCCUUGACGUGGCUGAUAUAUCUGGUGGGCAUUCUAUUAGGAACUUAUUUGGUGGUGUGGUGAGCUAUCAGGGAGCUAAAAGGAAUCUGCCAUCCUUUUGUACAAACCAUCUCGAUCCAACUUCGUGUUUCUUCCCACAAAACAUAAUCGCUGGAAUCAAAACGCCACUGUUUCUUGUCAACGCAGCAUACGAUUCCUGGCAGAUACAAUCUAGUCUUGCCCCACCUUCCCUCGACCCGGCCGGGUAUUGGCACGAUUGUAGGCUGAAUCAUGCAAAAUGUAACCAACCUCAGAUUCAAUUUCUUCAAGGAUUCAGGAACCAAAUGUUGAAUGUUGUAAGGGAUUUCUCAAAAUCUUACAAAAAUGGAUUGUUCAUUAAUUCAUGUUUUGCUCACUGCCAAACCGAGCGACAGGAUACGUGGUUCAGCGACAAUUCCCCUGUCAUCGGAAACAAGCCAAUUGCUCUGGCUGUUGGAGACUGGUACUUCGACCGAGCAACUGUGAAAGCGGUCGAUUGCGCGUAUCCUUGUGACAGGAGUUGCCACCAUCUGGUUUUUAGAAGCGGGUAGCCCCAAGGGUUGGCUUCUUCACAUCUGCAUAUCAUAUUUUUUUCCCCUCUCGACAUCGUUGUCGAAGGAAAAGUCGUAUUGCGAUUUGAUUAAGAAGUGAAUAAAGAAGAGAAAGGAGACGAAGAUAGAUUUGCAGUCCUCCUGCAAGCUUUGUUUGUUUGUUUGUUUGAAGA
Cucurbita moschata (crookneck pumpkin) is the source of this 1813-nucleotide messenger RNA. RefSeq names its product pectin acetylesterase 10. The coding region runs from base 396 to 1640 and encodes 414 amino acids. NCBI's taxonomy places the organism in Eukaryota, Viridiplantae, Streptophyta, Magnoliopsida, Cucurbitales, Cucurbitaceae. The transcript has 12 exons. Gene Ontology annotation, biological process: cell wall organization. Gene Ontology annotation, molecular function: pectin acetylesterase activity. Gene Ontology annotation, cellular component: plant-type cell wall. The record is from RefSeq and is a predicted model, not a curated record.